AUGCUAUUGAAGUCAAUCAUCAGAUCAAUGUCCCUAGCGCCUUCUUUUGAGACUAAAAUUCUUAGAGUUGAUCCUUCAUCUAUCCAUUUCGCACCGCUUGCUCAUCUCGAUGGAUCUUUACCAACAAUAAGUGAUCCGAAGACCAAGGAAGCUUUACUUGAAGCCGCAAGAAUUAUAAGAGAAACGGAAGACACCGUUGCUUUCCCAACUGAGACCGUUUAUGGACUGGGUGGGUCAUCGCUUAAUGAUAAAUCCGUACUAAGCAUCUAUAGAGCGAAAAAGCGACCUAGUGAUAACCCAUUGAUCACUCACGUUUCAUCAAUUGACCAACUCAAUAGGAGAAUUUAUGAAGAUAGCUCAUCGUCCGGGGAUUCGUUGCUGAAGAAUAUACCACACUCAUAUCAUGCGCUAAUAUCGAAAUUAUGGCCGGGUCCCUUGACUAUCCUUCUGGCAGUUCCUCUAAGUGGCAUUAAAACACUUUCCAAAUUGACUACUGGAGACCAGCCUACUUUCGCUGUACGUAUUCCUUCAAAUCCAGUAGCGAGAGCUUUAAUAGCACUGAGCGAUACGCCUAUAGCCGCACCUUCAGCUAAUGCUUCCACUAGACCUUCACCUACUUUGGCAUCUCAUGUUUAUCACGAUUUAAAGGGUAGAAUCCCACUGAUACUGGAUGGUGGAGCUUGCAAUAUCGGUGUUGAAAGUACUGUGGUUGAUGGCUUAUCCCAACCUCCUUCGCUACUACGGCCUGGUGGUUUCACUUAUGAGCAAAUUAUAGCUCUAGGUGGCAGUGAUUGGACUGAUUGUAAAGUAGAAAGGAGAGAAACGGUUGGAGAGACAGAGAAGGUUAGAACUCCAGGAAUGAAAUAUAAACAUUAUUCCCCUUCCGCUAAGGUUAUUUUACUCGUUCCAAAUACAGAUGGUACAAGCAGUAGUAGAAGAAUCGAAAGGCUGAAGGAAAUUAUUGAGGACGAAUGUACCUCACAGCAAGAAGUUGUGAAAACUAUUGCCAUUUUAACUUCUUCUCGUCUCAAUAAUAAGCCGCUCAAAGAUCUGCUGCAUCUGAAAUCUGAUAUUAAAAUUGUCGUUGAGAGUCUGGGAAGCUCGGGAGAGGAAAUUCAAGCUAAUUUGUUUGCCACUCUGAGGAAGGUUGAUGAGACCGAAAAGGUUGAUCUCAUCGUUGUGGAAGGUGUUCCAGAAGUUGAUGAAGGUCUUGCCGUAAUGAACAGACUGAGGAAAGCAGCUGCAGGUAGUGCUGUUCCAUUUUAG
Messenger RNA from Torulaspora delbrueckii, 1266 nucleotides. It is a transcript of the gene SUA5, whose product is annotated as threonylcarbamoyladenylate synthase. Gene Ontology annotation, cellular component: cytoplasm. Gene Ontology annotation, molecular function: nucleotidyltransferase activity; tRNA binding; double-stranded RNA binding. The transcript has a single exon. The record is from RefSeq and is a predicted model, not a curated record. Gene Ontology annotation, biological process: regulation of translational fidelity. The coding region runs from base 1 to 1266 and encodes 421 amino acids. Lineage: Eukaryota; Fungi; Ascomycota; Saccharomycetes; Saccharomycetales; Saccharomycetaceae.